GAAUUACGUCACUGCAAUAAAUUGGCAUACUUAUGCCUUAUUUGAUAAUACCUUUCGUUACACAUGAGUGAUUCACGCCUAAAUAAAAACAAACAAACAUUGUCUUAAAUGUUAUCACAGAGAAGCACAGAAGAAGGGAAGUUAAAAUUAUCACCAUGAAUUGUGGCCACAACUCAGAAGCUGUUCAUAUUCUUCAUCCUAAAAAACUCUUCCAGUCGAUUGACCAAGACAAAAAAUACGUAACGAUUGACGAUUACUGUCUAUCUUUGAUUGGGUUACAAUUUUAUGGUCAAACUAGUAUGCCAGAGAAAACAGAUGUAUCGGUGAAGAGUGGAGACAACAACUUAGGAGCUGCGUUACAGAAGUUGGAUCGAUUCUUACGAAACUGUACAGAUUUUAACGUUGAUAAAAUUCAAUUUUUUAAGCUACUGCAAGCUGUUGGAGAAUACAGGAACAAAAGUAAUGAAACGUGCGAUGAAUGCCAAGAGCGUUUGAAAAUGGACGGAGAAAGAUUUUUAGAAAUUUACAAACAACGCCAAGUAACCUCUGAAGUUCUUGGAAACCACGUAUACUGGGGUAGCAGACAACAAAUGCUUUCUGGGAAGGUUAUUGCAGAUUGGAUUGAUGUCACCUAUGGUCCAAUGGAUCCAAUAUUUGGAAUAUUGUUAAAUCCAACAACUGGGCGAGUUGGACCAAGCGACUCAACUAUUGUCCAUGAACUCUUGUUUGAUGAAAACGGACGUUUUGCGUAUCAUUCAGCAGUUCACGACGCGUUUGGUUAUUUAUUCACCCUUCACCAUAUUGGACCAGGCUACGAUUACUUACAGAGAAAGAUAUUAAAUAACGAUAAUAUAUUCGCUGGUCAAGCAUCUGGAUUAACCUUCUGGAAGAAAGCUAUUAGAAAAUAUAUUCGAAAAUCUCGUAAAACUAAAAUUAUUAGAAUGGAGUAGAAAUAUGUAGUGUGAAUAAUGUAAGUAACAAAUUGUAAAUAAAAAUCCGAUGCGGAUUUAUUGUAAUGUAAAUACACAAAAAAGAUAUUUAUUGCAUAUAGUUGAAAUAAAAUAAAGAAAGAAUUUCUAACAAAAUGUAUUUUUUAAAUUACUUAUUCAACAUCCUGUUUAUUUAAAACAAAAAAGAAAACGCAUAAUCGUGAAA
Messenger RNA from Hydractinia symbiolongicarpus, 1155 nucleotides. RefSeq lists its product as uncharacterized. The transcript has 4 exons. The record is from RefSeq and is a predicted model, not a curated record. The coding region runs from base 156 to 950 and encodes 264 amino acids. Lineage: Eukaryota; Metazoa; Cnidaria; Hydrozoa; Anthoathecata; Hydractiniidae.